Linepithema humile (Argentine ant) is the source of this 2298-nucleotide messenger RNA. It is a transcript of the gene Ankle2, whose product is annotated as ankyrin repeat and LEM domain-containing protein 2. NCBI's taxonomy places the organism in Eukaryota, Metazoa, Arthropoda, Insecta, Hymenoptera, Formicidae. Gene Ontology annotation, cellular component: endoplasmic reticulum. The record is from RefSeq and is a predicted model, not a curated record. Gene Ontology annotation, biological process: negative regulation of phosphorylation. Gene Ontology annotation, molecular function: protein phosphatase 2A binding.
UAUUUUAAUCAUGUAUGGUUUUAUCGUCGUACUUGAUCCUCGUUUUCCUUGACAUCUUUUUCUAUUGAAUCGUUGAAAAUAUCAGUUUCGGAAGAAAAAGAUUUUCCCUCAAAUAUUCUCGAUCUCGCGAAACGUCGCUCUCGAAAAAAUCACGAAUUAGUAAGAAGAUGAAAUACCAUCGUGAGUUGCGCCGGUUGACUCUUUGUUUUGUAACAAAUGUCAUACUUUCAUAAACAUGUGACCGUCUUGGGAAGUAUCGAGUCAUUGUGGUAUUUGAAACUAGCGUCUUAUCAGAAUUUCAUUAAUUUGUUCAAUGAGGAAUUCGAAGAGAAAGUUAAAAUGAACGAGAGCGAAAAAACGGAGACGCAAUCUGCGUGCGAUACACGUUCUAACCUUUCGAAUGAGACGGUUUUUCAUGCUGUGUACAUACCACAGGACAAGGACUCGCCGGAUGAAGAUACAAAAGAAUGUAUUCAUAUUUAUGAAGAUAUGCCAUCUGCCUUACUUGUGAUAAAGACACAUAAAAAGGCACGUUUGAAAACCUUUAGAAAUCGUUUGGAUGCCGAGGCAUAUGCAAAAAGUGGACAAGAACAAUCUACCAAUUAUUCUGCUUAUUCUAUUUAUCCUAGCAUUGUUGUAACACAAGAAAAAUCUAGCAACUUUAAGGCACCAAAACCACAAGAGCUUGUGGGCUUCAAAAAAUUAAUUGAGAGUGGAGAUAUGGAGGCUGUGAAGAGUACUGUAUGGGAAAAUCCAAGAUAUUUAAUAAGUAGUGGAGAUACACCUGCAAUUUUACAGAUGGGCUCUCGAUAUAAUGCAUUGCACAUAGCAGCGAGAAGUGACAAACCACAAAUGUGCGAAUUCAUAUUAAACACGGUUGGAGAUCCCAAAUUUAUACAGUGGCAUUUUGGAGAAACCGACUGUAGAAGUAAUCUGGAUCCUGCGCAGAUUAUGUUGGAUUUAUACUUAAAUACACCUGACAAAGGUCUCAAUGAAACUCCAUUGCAUCUUGCUGUUAAAUUUGGUUAUAAGGAUGUGGUUCGAGUUCUCGUUUCUUAUUCUCAAUGCAUCAAAACCUUGCCAAACAAGUAUAAACAGUUACCUAUGGAAAUAAUAUGUAGCAGAAAGUGCCAAGAAGAUGAAGACUUAAAGCGUGAAAUACGUAUGUUGCUGGAAGAUCAAUUUUAUGUACCUGUAUUGAGAGCAGAAGGCAAUGCUUGUCCACCUAUUAUUGGAGAGCCAUUCUCUCCGACUAAUCCACUUAAUUUGAAUAGUGAUCCUAUGAGUCCACGUGUGGAAGUAAGAGCAUUUGCUGGUCCAAUGAACAAGUCACAGGCGGUAGAGUUCCGGAGGAAAUGGAAAACCCCACCGCGUUUAACUCCUAAAAAAGGACAAGGCGAUGUAUCCAGUAUUAUAAGUAGUCCUAGUUUAGCUUUGAGAUUAGAGGAUACAGAAAAAGGACUGGAACGUGUUGGAAGGGAUCUUGCUGAGGAAUGUCAAGUGCCUUGGAAGGAGUAUUGGCCGUUUUUAAAAGAUUUUGUCGAUUUCCGAGGUGACGAAGGAUUGAUGAAGCUUGAAAAGUAUUUAGAACAGAGAUUUCAGAACAAAUACAAAAACCAAAAUUACACGAUGCGGUCAAUUAAUUCUGCAAUGCAAAAAUUGAUUAAUAACCCGAAUGAGAAUGAACCAGCAAACUGCCAACAGACAUCAGAGAAAAUGAACGCUGUUUGUGAGAUGAAAACCAUCUGUCGUAAAUUUCAAUCAUUAUCUGUGGAAAAUGAUGAAAUCGAAGAAAAUAUAGAAUUUUUUACACCUCCAUCCUCACCAGAACUUCAAAAUGAUUCCGACGAUGACAUGCAGAAUGCUGAAGAAGGUCUUACAACAUUUAUUGAAGGAUUUUCACCAACGAAAUUGGAUUAUGCUGUUUACAAUGCACUUUCGACUGCGAUUUCUCCCGAUACCUAUCCUCACAUUUACUAUUGGCGACACGACAUGAAACUAGUUAUAAAACGUGAUCCAAACAGGUUCAACAAAACAAACUUGCUCAGACGAAAAUUAUUUCACAAUAAUUAAAUAUGUAACAACUAGGAUGGAGUUACAUCUAGAUGCCAAACUUGAAUUAGCAUAUAAACUUGGAUAAGAUCAUUAUUUUUCCUAAACGACGAUUCUACACUAUCUAAAGAUAAAAUGUACAUCCCAAGUUCAACUCUACAAUUGUCUUUUACCUUCGCGAAUUCAAGCCCUCUAUCUUGAACUUUCAAACUCUCAAUCUUCACUUUUAUUCUAGCAUAAAAAAAA